This is a messenger RNA of Eruca vesicaria subsp. sativa (arugula), 842 nucleotides long. The record is from the annotation of a GenBank genome assembly. NCBI's taxonomy places the organism in Eukaryota, Viridiplantae, Streptophyta, Magnoliopsida, Brassicales, Brassicaceae.
GGUCUGGAAUUGAACUGUGAUCAUGAUUCAGAGAUUCUAAUUAGCUCCAGUUUUAUCAGGAUGGUGGUUGAGGGAUACGACACCUCCCUAGGAAGGGAGGUUGUCGAAGAGGCUCUGAAAAAAAACUUGGCAUCACGUGGAAUAAAGUUUAUACAUGUCUCUGUUCCCACAGAGUACUGCAGAUGCGCCUUAAUCUAUGUUAAUGGAGAAUGUGAAGCAGAGGCGUUGAAGCUUGAUGGAAGUGACAUGGGAGGGCGUGUUUUGGAAAUUAAGGCUUACCCUUUUGACGACAAUAGCCUUGAUUAUGUCUUUUCUCCUACCGAUUCCUUUGAUAAAUACCGACCCCACGAGUUGAAAGUUACAGGAUUUGGUACUUCCCUCUCUCGGAAUGAUAUCAAGGAGAUGCUAUGUAGGGUUUUCCCCGGAUCCGGUUGUACCCCUCUCGGGAACGGCUCAGCUUUGCUUUAUCUCAAUGGACAAAAUGCUCUGGACGAGGCUCUGAAACUUAGCGGAAGUUCUAUGGAAGGCUUUAAAUUUGCAGUUACUGAGGUCUUCCCAGAAGUUGUGACGCAUGUUGGUAUCUCUCUCCAAACUGCAUUUGGCAAGUCCAGUUACAAGUAGGUUGGCUAUAGUUGAGUAUUCUAAAACCAAUCAGAAGAUCAAGGCUCUCUUUCUCUCAACUGCUGUCUCGUGUUAUUUACUUGUGUCAUGCAAUCCCCACCUUCUUUCUUUUCUCUUGUCUGGAUCUUGAAUGUUAUGUUUUUAUUCGUGUGUGUGGUUUUUUUAUGAUGAAACUCUGGAAAAAUACUGUGACAAACUUGGUUGUCCAAUCAAUAAUAUCA